CAGGAGUCGACACACAGAUGGAGCGACUGUGAAGAGCAACGCAGAGGCAGAGAGCGAGGAGGAUGGGAGGGGAGGGCAGGUGAAGUGAAUGCAAAACAGAGGACAUACUGAAGAGAGACAAGAAGACUGUAGAGCGUACACAAGCCUGGAUGCCUGAGGAACACUACGAUUACACCGAAGACGGCAAGGACAACGUGUAAAAGAAAAACCAGCCUUUAGAGGGGCAGAUCACUGCAGCAGAGGAGCCAGCAUCUUUCGCAUCGGUGCGCCGGGCUCUAGGGAGCGGGGAAGGGCUCUUCAUAGAGGAGCAUGGCAUCCUGGUUUACUGGUGUUGCUGCGGCGGGAUGGACUGAGUCUCAUUCAUUAUUCUAGAAGAAAACCGCCACUAUCUACACAGGCCACUGCAACUCUCAUCAUCCACUAUGCACAGGGAUGGAGAGCAAGCACAUGGAAUUACGUGCCAUCAUCAACAACACAGGAGAACUCAACCUUCACACAGCAACAGCACUGAUAACAUUAGCCCGGGCAACAGCCGAGAUAUUAGGUAGCACUUUACAUAUUGCAGUUUUAGUGACAGCUACAGGAAAAACUGUGUUUUAAUUUUUGAUACCUUCAGCUCUCAGGUUUUAGCUAUAAUGUUUGCAUAUCAUUUGGUGGAUGGUGGGUGGUGUAUAUUGUAGUUGUUGUUAGUUUACUGAAGUUUGUGGUUGGUAUGGUGAGGAGAGCAGAUGCUCUAACUGGAUUGGCUGAUGAAGGCCUCCUGGAUACGACUGCUGAAACGAGCAACAGGGAACCAAGUCAAGAACAACAUCGCUGGUUCAGCGAACUCAUACACUAGUCGGCCGUCUGACUCGGAUGUGUCUCUGGAGGAAGAUAAAGAGGCCUUACGCAGAGAAGCUGAGAGACAAGCACAGGCUCAGCUCGAAAAGGCCAAGUCUAAACCAGUGGCGUUUGCAGUACGUACUAAUGUUGGCUACAGUGCUUCUCCUGAAGAUGACAUCCCUGUGCCUGGAAUGGGAAUCUCAUUUGAGUCUAAAGAUUUCCUUCAUGUUAAAGAAAAAUUUAAUAAUGACUGGUGGAUUGGUCGCUUGGUGAAAGAGGGGUGUGAAAUCGGCUUCAUCCCAAGUCCAGUGAAGCUUGAAAGCAUUCGCAUCCACCAGGACCAACGUGCAAAACAAGGAAAGUUUUACUCAAGUAAAUUGGGAGCAAACUCUUUAUCUAGCUUAGCAGACGUGGUUUCAAACUCACGUAAAUCAACCCCUCCAUCUUCAGCUGUGGACAUAGACGCUGCAGGGUUAGAUCCAGAGGAGAGUGACCCUCCUCCCCAUCAGCGUUCACCCAAAGCCAGCCCAAACACAGUAAUACCCCCUUUAGCCCGUGAGAAACGAAUGCCUUUCUUUAAGAAGGUAAAGCAUGCCGAUGGACGCUCCCUCGCUCUGAAUCUGUCCCGUCACAGCAGCAUCACGCAGAGCCUGUUUCGCUUGUCACCGUCCAAACAUCCAUGUCAGCUUAUUCCACUCACUUUUUCUUGUCUCUGUUCCUCUGUAUCCCAAUCCUUCACACUCCCAUGGUCUUUUCUUUUUGUCUGUUCCCCUUCCUCCUUUCCUUUAGCUAAGCAGAGGCACAAGUCGACAGAGCAUGUUCCUCCAUAUGACGUGGUGCCGUCUAUGAGACCCGUGGUGCUGGUGGGACCGUCGCUCAAGGGCUACGAGGUAACAGAUAUGAUGCAGAAAGCGCUGUUUGACUUUCUGAAGCACCGUUUUGAGGGGAGGAUCUCGAUCACGAGGGUGGCUGCUGAUAUUUCUCUGGCCAAGCGCUCUGUGAUCAACAACCCCAGUAAACAUGCCAUCAUCGAGCGCUCGAACACACGCUGCAACUUAGCCGAGGUUCAGAGUGAGAUCGAGAGGAUCUUUGAACUGGCUCGCACGCUGCAGCUGGUGGUUCUUGACGCUGACACGAUAAACCACCCGACUCAACUGGGAAAAACAUCUCUUGCUCCAAUUAUUGUCUAUGUCAAGAUCACCUCUCCACAGGUUUUGCAGCGGUUAAUAAAGUCUAGAGGAAAGUCUCAGGCAAAACAUCUCAGUGUGCAGAUGGUGGCAGCAGAAAAACUUGCCCAGUGCUCUUCAGAGCUUUUCGACAUCAUUCUUGAUGAGAAUCAGCUGGAAGACGCCUGUGAGCACAUGGCUGAUUUUCUGGAGGCCUACUGGAAAUCCACGCAUCCUCCCAGCGUCCCGCAGACAAACCCUCUGCUGGAGAAACUCACCACAAUGGCUGCAGCCGCAGUCGCCUGCAAGGACUCACUGGCUAACCAGCAAACAAAGGGAAGAGUGAGUGAGCAGACAGCAGAGAGAUCAACGGACGACAAGACGGGCUUUUAUGAGGACUACCAUCAUCAUCAUCACUACCAAACUCAGACGCAAGGACGUUUGGAAGACGACAACACUGAGGAGCGAGAUGCUAAAGCUAACAACGACCGACAACUGAGAGAAUGGAGAAGCGGUCACAAACACCACAGCCAUCAUCAUCAUCACCAUCAUCAUCACCGCCACCAUCACAGUCGCACCACGAGGACGCUUUCCAAACAAGAGACGUCAGAGUCCAUGUAUCCUGAGCCUCUUGCUGGACAAACACAGCCAAACCAUCAUCAUCAUCAUCAUCAUCACCACCGGGGCGACAAAGAGAAGGAAUACGAGCACAAUGAGAGGAACAACCGGCAAAGAGGAAAGCAGAGGUCACAGCGAGACCCUCAUCACGAGCGGGACAGGAAACGAGGAGAGGAGGAACGGGCGAGAGAGCAUUACAUAGAGCAGUGACACACGUGCCACAAACACACCGACCUCAAACUCAUGUGUAAUGUACAUGACACGUGUAUAUGACUUUUCUAAGAGUGGACAAAUUAAAUAAAGAUAAUUAGAUAUAUAAUUUAAUAUGGCAUGAAUGUUGAAAAUCUCUUUAUUUAUUUUUAAUCCUCUUUUUUUUUUUUUUGCUUUCCUGGUCUUAUUGAACAAAUUAUAGAUGCAUGUUAAUGGGAAUCUAAUAACUUGUUCUGACUGAAUUGUGUUUGGAGCAAAAAUGUCACUGAAAGUGAUAAAAAUGGCAGAAUAUGUCCCCAUAUAGAAAUCUGCUGUUUAUUUCAUCAGAUGUACUUUAGGUCAAGUUAAUUACUCAAAUGUUAUUUAUUUUAUUAGUUAUUGUUAUAAUUUAUGAAGGUUUGUUUUUGCCAUAGGAAUAGUUUUUUUUUUGUUGUUGUUGUUGUUGUUUUGUUUUUUAAGUAAAAGCUACUAUUUAUCUCACAAUUCCUUUUUUAAAUUUUUAAUUUUGAAAAAGAAAAGUCAGGAAUAUAAGAUGUAAAUAAGGUAAUAACUGUGAAAAAAAGGUUUCCAUUUCCUUUUAUUUAUUUAUAUUUUCUUCUGUUGUCCAAAAAAAAACUUUUUUUGAUAUUACAAGAAAAAUUGUGAGAUAAAAAAAGUGCAAUUACCCUUAUUUUUUUAAUUCCAUGGCAGAAACAUUCUUCCAUAAUUAUUAUUAUUAUUUUGUUAUUGAAUACUGUGUUCACACAUAAAGACAUCAUAUGACAUUUAAAAAAAAAAUGAUCUAUUGAAUUCUCGAUUGCAUCUUCACUGCUGUCUGCAUUUAGUUUGAAAACAGAAUAGGAUAUUUAUUUUAUGUUGUGUGGAUGUCAUUUCAAACUGUUAUUUAAUGUUAAUUACUUGUGUUUUAAUGUUACAGAAGUGUGUAUUGCCUUGCACAUAGGAUAAAGACGUUACAAAAACGA
Carassius gibelio (silver crucian carp) is the source of this 3778-nucleotide messenger RNA. RefSeq names its product voltage-dependent L-type calcium channel subunit beta-2-like. Gene Ontology annotation, cellular component: voltage-gated calcium channel complex. The coding region runs from base 750 to 2816 and encodes 688 amino acids. Gene Ontology annotation, molecular function: high voltage-gated calcium channel activity; protein binding. The record is from RefSeq and is a predicted model, not a curated record. The transcript has 13 exons. Gene Ontology annotation, biological process: calcium ion transmembrane transport; regulation of voltage-gated calcium channel activity; chemical synaptic transmission. NCBI's taxonomy places the organism in Eukaryota, Metazoa, Chordata, Actinopteri, Cypriniformes, Cyprinidae.